This is a messenger RNA of Tachysurus vachellii, 228 nucleotides long. RefSeq lists its product as uncharacterized. The annotation marks the transcript as partial. The transcript is spliced from 3 exons. The record is from RefSeq and is a predicted model, not a curated record. NCBI's taxonomy places the organism in Eukaryota, Metazoa, Chordata, Actinopteri, Siluriformes, Bagridae.
GAGAGAGAGAGAGAGAAAGAGAAACAGAGAGAGAAACAGAGAGAAACAACAUCAGACAUUUUCGACGAGUAUAAGCAAAUGAAUUAUUUAAUUGCUGCAAAAAGAAAGAAAGAAAGAAAGAAAGAAAGAAAGAAAGAAAGAAAGAGUAGAAAGAAAGAAAGAAAGAAAGAAAGAAAGAAAGAAAGAAAGAAAGAAAGAAAGAAAGAAUGAGUAGAAAGGGAGGGAUGA